GAGAGGGUGCGGUCAGAACACCAGCGGUUCCCAAGCUAUUUCCUAGCCACGCCACCCACCCAGCUGGGUCCCCAGGAAACGACGCCAUCGGCGCUGUCCCACUGCGCAGGCUCCACCCCUCGGCCCGCAUGCGCAGUCAGUCCAACCCGGCCUGGGGAAAUUUCCUUUCGCACGUCUGCUACAUCAGUCUCCUGUUUCUCCACCUACCUUCUCCAUUUUCCUAGUCCCUGCAGGACAUCACUGCAAUAUUAUUUGGAGAAAGUGUCAUGGAAGUUCUGCGUCCACAGCUUAUAAGAAUUGAUGGCCGGAAUUACAGGAAGAAUCCAAUCCAAGAACAGACCUAUCAACGUGAAGAAGAUGAAGAGGACUUUUAUCAAGGCUCCAUGGAGUGCGCUGAUGAGCCCUGUGAUGCCUAUGAGGUGGAGCAGACCCCGCAAGGAUUCCGGUCUACUGUGAGGGCCCCUAGCUUGCUCUAUAAGCAUAUAGUUGGAAAGAGAGGAGACACUAGGAAGAAAAUAGAAAUGGAGACCAAAACGUCUAUUAGCAUUCCUAAACCUGGACAAGAUGGGGAAAUUGUAAUCACUGGCCAGCAUCGAAAUGGUGUAAUUUCAGCCCGAACACGGAUUGAUGUUCUUUUGCACACUUUUAGAAGAAAACAGCCCUUCACUCAUUUCCUUUCCUUUUUCCUCAAUGAAGUUGAAGUUCAGGAAGGAUUCCUGAGAUUCCAGGAGGAAGUUCUGGCGAAGUGCUCCAUGGAUCAUGGGGUUGACAGCAGCAUUUUCCAGAAUCCUAAAAAGCUUCAUCUAACUAUUGGGAUGUUGGUGCUUUUGAGUGAGGAGGAGAUCCAGCAGACAUGUGAGAUGUUACAGCAGUGUAAAGAGGAAUUCAUUAAUGACAUUUCUGGGGGUAAACCCCUAGAAGUGGAGAUGGCAGGGAUAGAAUACAUGAAUGAUGAUCCUGGCAUGGUGGAUGUUCUUUACGCCAAAGUCCAUAUGAAAGAUGGCUCCAACAGACUGCAAGAGUUAGUUGAUCGAGUGCUGGAACGUUUCCAGGCAUCUGGACUAAUAGUGAAAGAGUGGAAUAGUGUGAAACUGCAUGCUACAGUCAUGAAUACACUAUUCAGGAAAGACCCCAAUGCUGAAGGCAGGUACAAUCUCUACACACCAGAUGGCAAAUACAUCUUCAAGGAAAGAGAAUCAUUUGAUGGCCGAAACAUUUUAAAGUUGUUUGAGAACUUCCACUUUGGUUCCCUGAAGCUGAAUUCAAUUCAUAUCUCUCAGAGGUUCACAGUAGACAGCUUUGGAAACUACGCUUCCUGUGGACAAAUUGACUUCUCCUGAGGUGGAUCUUGGAAAGCACUAGAAACUGAACGUCCUCACCAGGUGCUGAAGAAAAGUGGCUUCGUUUUAAUUGCCACGCAGGGAUGUGGACAUUUGGAUGGUGACUUUCCUGGGUGGUUCUCCAUGGAUUCACCAUCGCCUCUAAUGGUGUCUACAGCCAUCAAACUACCAGCCAAGAUGGUGGUGGGCACAAGGAGGCCUUGUGCCUGUAACCCUUAGUGUAUUCUUUCUGGUUGUCUUCCUUUUAAUUUCUAAAUUCUGGUAAAAUACUCAUAAAACUUACUGUCUUUACCAUUUUAAGUGCACAGUUCAAUCACGUUAACUGUUAAUACAUUCAUAAUGCUGUGCAGCCGUCACUGCCAUCCGUCUCCACAGGCUUCUCAGCUUGCACAAUGGAAACUGUGCCCAUUAAACAGCGGUUCCCACUCUGCCUGUCCCCCUGCAGCCACCAUUCUACUUUCUGUCUCUGUGGUUUUGAGUAUUCUCAGUAUUCCAUAUAAGUGGAAUCAUAGUUACUUGUCUUUUUGUGACUGGCUUAUUUCACUUAGCAUAAUGUCCUCAAGGUUCAUCCAUGUCAUGUCAGGUGACGGAAUUUCCUUCUUGUACUAUACAUACAAUCAAAUGUUCAGUUACAUGUGUAUACCACACUGUUUCUCCAUCAGUGAACACUUAGCUUGCUUCCUCUGGACUGCUGGGAGAAGUGCUAUUACAGACACGGGUGUGCAAAUAUCUCUUUGAGACUCUGCCUUUAAUUCCUUUACUACCCAGAAUUUUAUCUUUAACGAAAUAACUAUUAAAGGUUUUUGCCUUU
Molecule: messenger RNA, 2151 nt
Organism: Saimiri boliviensis boliviensis (Bolivian squirrel monkey)
Lineage: Eukaryota; Metazoa; Chordata; Mammalia; Primates; Cebidae
Gene: ASCC1
Product: activating signal cointegrator 1 complex subunit 1
Biological process (GO): regulation of DNA-templated transcription; DNA alkylation repair
Cellular component (GO): nucleus
Molecular function (GO): RNA binding
Source: RefSeq, a predicted model, not a curated record